GAAAUUCGACUUGUCGCUCGACGUCGACUGGCACUGCAAGACUGCGAGACGAUGGCGAGUCCUCAGCUACUGUUCUGUCGCAACUGCAACAACCUCCUCUUUCCACGGGCAGAUGCGCAACGGCAGGAUCUCUUGUACCGGUGCAAGAACUGCCAGCACGAACAACAGUCACGCAAUCCUUGCGUCUACCACCACGACCUGUCAUUGCUAAGCAAGCAGACCGCAGGACAGACAGAGGACCUUCAGAAUGAUCCCACUCUGCCCAAGCAAACGAUCAAAUGCCCAAACCCGACGUGUCCUUCUGAAGAAGCCGUCUACUAUCAAGAUCAGAGCAUAGGCAAGGACAGAGGUCUGACGCUCUUUUACGUCUGUAUACGCUGUCAUGGGGUCUUCCGAGAUCCACAGCUAGACAUCAACAAGAAAGCAAAGGAGCGGCAAGCUCGUCGGGAUCUUGGUCUUGCCUCGCCUGACGAGAUGUCAUGACCGGUGGCUGACGCGCACUCCUGGACGUGCGCCGGCUGAAGACGCACACUCCUGAUCAUCGCAACCACUCGGCUCUACUGCAAAUCUGUACGGCACUGUUGUAGCACCAGAAGCCGCCUGUCGCGCAUGGCCAGC
Messenger RNA from Mixia osmundae IAM 14324, 618 nucleotides. RefSeq lists its product as uncharacterized. Gene Ontology annotation, molecular function: nucleic acid binding; DNA-directed RNA polymerase activity; zinc ion binding. The coding region runs from base 52 to 483 and encodes 143 amino acids. Gene Ontology annotation, biological process: DNA-templated transcription; transcription initiation at RNA polymerase II promoter; maintenance of transcriptional fidelity during transcription elongation by RNA polymerase II. The transcript is spliced from 7 exons. NCBI's taxonomy places the organism in Eukaryota, Fungi, Basidiomycota, Mixiomycetes, Mixiales, Mixiaceae. The record is from RefSeq and is a predicted model, not a curated record. Gene Ontology annotation, cellular component: RNA polymerase II, core complex.